AUGGCGGGGUCCGGCUGUGCGUGGGGCGCCGAGCCGCCGCGCUUCCUGGAGGCCUUCGGGCGGCUGUGGCAGGUCCAGAGCCGUCUGGGCAGCGGCUCGUCGGCCUCCGUGUAUCGGGUGCGCUGCUGCGGCACCCCGGGCUCGCCCCCCGGAGCCCUCAAGCAGUUCCUGCCUCCCGGAACCACCGGGGCCGCCGCCUCGGCCGCCGAGUAUGGCUUCCGCAAAGAGAGGGCGGCGUUGGAGCAGUUGCAGGGUCACAGGAACAUCGUGACUUUAUAUGGAGUCUUUACAAUCCACUUUUCUCCCAAUGUGCCAUCACGCUGUCUGUUGCUUGAACUCCUGGAUGUUAGUGUUUCGGAAUUGCUUCUGUAUUCCAGUCACCAGGGUUGUUCCAUGUGGAUGAUACAGCAUUGUGCCAGAGAUGUUCUGGAGGCCCUUGCUUUCCUUCAUCAUGAGGGCUAUGUGCAUGCAGACCUCAAACCACGGAACAUAUUGUGGAGUGCAGAGAAUGAAUGUUUCAAACUCAUUGACUUUGGACUUAGUUUCAAAGAAGGCAAUCAGGAUGUAAAGUAUAUUCAGACAGACGGGUAUCGGGCUCCAGAAGCAGAACUGCAGAAUUGCUUGGCCCAAGCUGGCCUGCAGAGUGAUACAGAAUGCACCUCAGCUGUUGAUCUGUGGAGCCUUGGAAUCAUUUUACUGGAAAUGUUCUCAGGAAUGAAACUGAAACAUACAAUCAGAUCUCAGGAAUGGAAGGCAAACAGUUCUGCUAUUAUAGAUCAUAUAUUUGCCAGUAAAGCCGUGGUGAAUGCCGCAAUUCCAGCCUAUCACCUAAGAGACCUUAUCAAAAGCAUGCUUCAUGACGACCCAAGCAGAAGGAUUCCCGCAGAAAUGGCAUUGUGCAGCCCGUUCUUCAGCAUUCCCUUUGCCCCUCACAUUGAAGAUCUGGUGAUGCUUCCCACUCCAGUGCUAAGACUCCUGAACGUGCUGGAUGAUGAUUAUCUUGAGAAUGAAGAAGAAUAUGAAGAUGUUGUAGAAGAUGUAAAAGAGGAGUGUCAGAAAUACGGACCAGUAGUAUCUCUACUUGUUCCAAAGGAAAAUCCUGGCCGAGGACAAGUCUUUGUUGAGUAUGCAAAUGCUGGUGAUUCCAAAGCUGCUCAAAAAUUGCUGACUGGAAGGAUGUUUGAUGGAAAGUUUGUUGUGGCUACAUUCUACCCGCUGAGUGCCUACAAGAGGGGAUACCUGUACCAAACCUUGCUUUAAUCAGUAACCUAAGAACUGUUUCUUGUUUCUCCUCUUCCAUUUCCUGGAUUAAUAUAUUCCAUGCUGAAUGCGCAAGCACCUCUUUACCCAUUUAAAGGGGUGCAUUGUACAUUUAUUUAAUCCUACUAAUGUGCAGCCAUUGCCCAAACAGUGACUGCCUUGCAAACAUUGGCACUGAGUAGGACAGCCUCUCAGCUAUACAUUGAAGAGUUUAGAGCAUCCUUGUGCUCACCCAUUUUUGUGCAGUAGGACAGGUGCUGCUCUUUAGUAUGUAACCUAACAAGAUAGUAGUUAUUUCAUGAUCCUGAAGCAAGGAUGAAUAAUACAUCAUAGUGAAUAUUAACAAGUUUGUGAGGGUUGGUGAUCUCCCUUUCAGAAAAUUCCUUUAUCUCGUCAGGUGGCUGUUACUGUUGAUAUCCAUAGCUGGCACUGGAUGCUCUCAGUAAUGUUAAGUCGUCAAACAGCAGUUACCUACCAUGUUCUUAACACUGACUUGUGAAUUUUUUUAAAGGAGUACUGUAGUACUGAAUAUUCCUUUAAAGAAACUGCAGUGAGCCUAUCAACAUGUUUUUAUUAUUAUUAAGGCUUUUUAAAUAGAAAGCUGAUGCUUGAUCUUGCACAAUUUUUAUGUCUUAUGUGUAUGCUUGAGCGAGUGUGCAGAUGUGAAAGAUUAGAAAACCUUGAGUCUGUGUACUUUAUAGUGUGAAUCUUGUGAGAAGAUACCGUCUGUAUCCAUUUUUUUCCCUACCUGUUUCACACCUGUUAAGAUUUAGGAUAUAGGUGUUUUGGGAGUUGAUCUGACUGAUAGAAUGUAAAUGACAAAGCAGUUCAUUCCUGAGACACUCACAACAGCUAGGGCCUAUUGAAACUCUCAAGUAAUUGCAACAAAGAAAAAGUUGUGGUACAUGUAAAUUACCCCAUUCUUCUGUCUACUUUAAAUCCUAGGAUGGUCUCAUCUGUUUUAUACUGAAUCUCCUAUGAUAAUUGUAAGAUUUCUCAAGAUGUGAUUCUACCUACCAUGAUGGAAAAUUGAAGUAGAUCAGGAAAAAAAAAAAAAAAAAAAAGAUGUACAGUGAAGGGAAAAGAAAAAAGGCAAAGAAGGUAGAUAAUCAAAGGAUCCUUUUUCUUCUUUCUGUGUCUUACCUGCCUCUGCUACCCUUAUUCUGCCUUUCCCUUGUUCUCCACUCUGUCUAGCUGAAGAGAAGCUAGAAGAACAGCAUUCCAAGUAGCCUGGUUUUUGACUGUAAGAAAGCAGAGGAAAGCUUAGAUGUAAUAAGGUGGAAAUAGGAAAGAAAGAAAGACUCAAUUUUUAAAAGGACUCAGCAGUUGAAUGUGUCCCUGAGUAAAGAAUGCCAGGAUGCAUGAGUUUGUAGACACUGAUGGACUGAGCUCUUAAGGAUUGUAAGCAUGGAUUCUUCUCACUUUGUAGUAGAUAACCUUUAUAGGAAACCUUUAUAAAGCAUUGAUAAAAAAAAAGACAAAUUGUAUACAAGUUCUAAAUUUUUUCUUAUUUGUUUACCUAAAUGAAAUUUUUAUUUAUUUAUUUUUUUUCCUAAGGAAAAAGGUUUUUGUAUCUUUCCCUGCUGGAAGUCUCCUUAUAUAGUUUUCUAUUGUCUGUGCCAUAUGUGUUACUGUAAGCCCAGUUAGAAUUUGCAUGUUAGAGGAUUCCCUGUUCAAGCACCCAUUGACAUUGGUUAUUAUAAUCCAGUUCUCUUGGAUUUCCCCUUGGUAUUUAUUUAUGCAGCCAGAUUUGACAUUGGGAGACUACUGACUGAUGAGCUACCAAAGGGUCUUGUGGCAUGGUACCCAGUCCAUGCUCUUAGAACUUGUUUUUAAUUUGACCCUUUCUGGGCUUAAUAGGUUGGUUGAUUUUGAAAUCACGUUGGAAGAGAGUUGAACCAGGACUGUGAAGUCCUAAGCUUCCUAAAGCAUAAAUAUUUAUAUGGGUAGCCACUUCUGUGGUCAUUAGAAACAGGCUAUUAUGUACCUGCUGGUAAACACAAUACAAAUAAAUUCUUUUAUGGACAAAUAUUCUAGGUUAGAACAUGUUCAUCUGCCCCCUCUGUAAAAAAAACUAAGUGAUAGAGAAAUCCUGGCAAGUGAGCUGCACAUGGCUUCUCAUCUAGGUUGUGUGGUAUGCUGCUACCGUUGACACCAUGCUUCCUGGCAUGUGACUGUCUUACUGCAGAUGUAUUCAUGCGUAGAUGCAGGGUUUAACAUGUAGACGUUCAUUACAGAGAUGCUAAUGAGAUUUCAAGGGAGCUGAGGGAAUAGUUGAUGAACCUAAGUAACCAUGUAUUGAAUUAAAUACUUUGUAUUAAAGCUACAGAAUUGGAAAAAGAUGACUGCUAUGAUUUAAAUCGUCUUACAGCUCUUAGCCCCUGCUACCAAAGAUGACAUUUUCAGAUUCUCUCUCCUUCCUCUGAUACUAUCACAAGUUCAAAUGGCCUUCUUAAACUCAAGCCAGUUAUUACAAAAGAAGUAAUUUCCAUGAUUCCUUGAAGGUGUAAUGUGUACAGAGGAAUUUUGAUUCUUUGAAGUUUAUUAAAAACUUAGAGCUUUCCUUAAUGAGAGGCAGGAUAAAGAGUUGAGAGUUCCUGUCACUUAGCCCCUAUCAUUCCUUGGGGCAGAUUUUAUCUCAGGUAGUUUUUCUUUCCCUAACUUAAAACUGUGCUUCCUUCCUUCCCAUCUUCCCAAUUUCUUCUUUAUUCUUCCCUGGUAUUGCUGGGGUACAUUUUGCCCCAGAAAAGGCACAUGAAAAGAUUGUUCUCUAGGAGAUGUUGGGUUCUUCAGAAACCUUGGAGGUGACUGGGAUGCCACUGUCAAAACUGCCAUGUGGUGUUUAUAGAGAACGACAUGUACAGCUGGACGAAUCAGUGAGAGCACCAGCUGCAUUUUAAAGGAUUUUUAAAACUGGCCCCUCAGCAAAAGGAGUCUGCAUUUAUUCCCACUGAAAAAUCUUUGUUUUGCAGCCAUCAACAUAGCAACUUUUGUUAAAACAAUGUUCUUUCUGCUGUACCUUGAGCCAAAAUUAUAGCUGCUGUUAGAAUACAAAUCAUUAAUGUAAUUUUACUCAUCUAUCUAAUACAGUCUUACCUCUUUCUUUGUUUUAAUUGAGAGAAGUUGGCCUUGUCUUUGUUCCAGCUGCUAGAGUGCAGAGAUGUUUUCCUGCCAGCAACAGUGCUGCCACAUAGAGAAAGAAGAAGGAAAAAGGAAAACUGCCCAUAAGACUUACAUGUCUGGACUUACCUCACUCUCCACUACAUCAGUGGAGGAGUAAAGUAAGGCACUUAGAGCCCUCCUCACAUGCUAUGUCAUGGCCUGUUGACUUUGGUGAUCAAAUGCAGGAGACUGACAUUUUGGCCUCAUUUUCGUAGUUCUUUCUUUCUGAGUUAGCAAAGUGGGCCCACUUCAUGCAAUUUUUACUAUUGGCAAUGUGGUUUUUUCAUUUUUAAUAAUGAAAAUCAGCACCAUAGUACCUGGUAGUCAUUGAAAUAACCUGGUUCCUGGGUGAGGGAGUCAGGGAGAUCUUAGUAGCCACAUGUGUACCCAGGCUUCCAUGCAAGGGUACAUGCUAGGUGGCUUUAUUCAGAUAGGGUCCAGAUUGAAUCACAUCGUGACUUUCGGUCUGGUGGGUGUGGAGAUUGCUCAAGUUUGGAGAAGUGCCUUGAUUUUCCUGGAAAUAAGAAAACUCACUUGGGUGAAAGUUCCCCACAUGAUUAUUGCACUCUUUCUUGGAAUAAUUUGGAUUGAGUCACAUCAUAGUAAGGUCCAACCUUUCCUUAGUUUACUUUGUUUGAAAAAUAUGUAAAACUAUUGGACCUUAUUACAAUACUACAUAUGAUGGAAGCCAGUUAUCUGGCAAGUCUAGUUCUUGGAUCUCAUUCCAUUUUUAAUAUUAAAUUAUUUCCUCAAUUUUAUUUAAAUUUGAUCUCUCUGUAAUUAAAAAUUUCUUGUCAAGUAUGAUCACAUUCAGACUAGUCCUUGGCCACAGUAGCUCAAAAGAAUGCAUGCUUCUUCUUAAGGUGCUCAGUAAUUCUCCUUCAUUUGAAAUGGUAGUGUGUCAGGUUAUUAUCAAUACAUAGACCAACGUUGAGUCUCCCAUCAUGUGGCACUCGCUUGAUUAUCCUGUGGUUUGUUUAGAUUGUGUAUGUAAUCAUGGAGACACGUGGAUAUUUUAUUUUUGAGAGUACCUAGAACUUGAAGGAUUUGAUCUUGUUAACUUUCUUUAUUACCUAGCACCACAGGAUAUGUUCUGCUUUUUGUUCUAGCUUCUUCCCCGAAUGCUUCUCUGUGUUUUAAAUUGUGUCAUGAACAGUAGCUUCAUACAGUGGUAUGCCAGUGACAGGUACUAUGGCUAUUUAGGAAGGCAAACAAUUUACACUAGUUUUACUAUACUUUUAUAGGAGAAAUGACUGUCAAAGUAAUAUUAUAAAACAGGGCAUUUGAAGGAAGGAAGAGUGUGUGUGUGUGUGUGUGUGUGUGUGUGUGUGUGUGUGUUAGAGACGGGGUUUUGCUCUGUAGCCUACACUUGCCUUGACCUCACAAUCCUGCUUUAGCCUCCCAAGUGUUGGGAUUAUAGGUGUGCACCACCAUGCCUAGCUCUUUUAGGAAAUUAUAUAUUUUAUAGAUGGUCAUUAAGGUGACUUUUAAGGAUAUAAGACAGAAACUUUGUUCUCCUGGUAAAGUCUAUUCAUGUUUCUGUAUCUGGGCACUUUGUUGUUCUUGUGAGGAUCAUUGCUUUACUUAUGCCUUGCAGGGAGCUGCCAUGGUCAUGGUGGUUGUAUUUCUUGACCCCAUUUGAUAUGCUAGAAUUCAUGGAAAACUUACCAGUUUCUUCAGUAUUGUUGCCCAUUCAAAUAAGUAGCUGCCACAAUAACCUGAAAAAACAUUGGUGGCUCUUUUGAAGGCCGGACAUGUUUUAUGACCUGAGUUCAUCAUGUCUAAUUUAAAAGCAAGGGAAGCAUUCUUCUGGCCUCACCUGGACCCUAAUCUUUGUUGCGCAGGAGAGGACUGGUUCUUUCCUGUUGUUUAUGGAAUGAAAAUGGGUUGCGUUCUGGGAAAAGCUCUGGAAUUGCUUGUACUUUUCAUUUGAUACCUUUGUUUCCUUUGGGAAACCCAUAUGUAAAAAUCAGAGCUACUGCUACAUGAACUGUUCAUUAGCAGUGAGAAUUAUUUCCCAUCUCUUUUCUUAAGUUCUAUGUUGGAAUUGCUUUCCUCUUCUCUGCUUUUCCCCUUAAUAGUAUUUAUUAUCCCAGGACAGUUUGUAAAAGCAGAUAGAGAGAGGUAUUUCAAACCCAUUCAUGCGUUAACUCACAACCUCUUCAGCUGUUUGAAUUAUCUAGAACUGUAUUAUCAUAUUAAGGUGUGUUGUCCAAAGACUCAAAAUUAAGGAGGAGAAAGUUUAAUGCAAGAAUAAAGAGGAGAGGGAAGAAAAUAGUUCCCUCACUGGUCUUAGUAAUCUUCCAUGUAGUUCAUACUUUAGAAAUAAUAUUUAUUUUUAAAAACCCAGACUUUGUAUCUGUAACAUAGACCUACUACCUUUCCUACACAUUCCUCAUUCUUGUUUCCCCAGAAAGCUGUUGUUAAGAGUUUAUGAAACCAGAUUAAAUAUUCAUAUAAAGUUUGUCCUAAUUUUGACAAGUAUUUGAAUUCCAGCUUUUGUAUAUUUGAUGUCCUGUACCAUUCAUUCAUCCACACCAAGCAUCAGAAAGGUUGGGAUCAGCCAUCUUUGUUUCCCUUUGCACAUGGGUGUGGUGGGUGGCACCAGUGUUCUAGCACCGUAUGGAACUAAGUGGUGUUUAUUUACUGUAGGUAAGGACAGGUAAGCUACAUGUGUGUAGAUUGCCUAGCAGAGGAGAACACUGUCAGAGUUCUUUCCAGAAGGAUUUACUCAUUCAUUCUUAAUUUUUUUAAUAUUAGAUAAUUUCACAUUCCUUGGAAUUUUCUAAAUAGUGUCAAAUCUGGGGUAGAAGGCAUUUUUAUCUUUUCCUACAAAGGGCUCCAUCUUUGUUGUUUCCCAUGACUUAGAAAUCCAGUUUUGAUCAAUUCAGUGAACCUUUUGUAUCUUGAGACUGUCAGCACUGGAGUGGUUUUUAAGAAUAUGAAAACUACCCUUGGGAACAUGGCAUAGCUGUUUUUGAAAUAGAAGGUCUGGUGAAAAUUGUGAAAGAUCACUUAAACCAAAGCCAGUUUCAAGGAGUUUUGUCUCCUGUGAUUUACCUUCACCUCAGAACUACAAGAAUACAGUAUACAGUCAGUAGUUGUAACAUUUCUACAGGUUGUGUAAGUAGUCUAUUGGUCUUGGCAUUUCUUGGCACUAUGGUUCUCUUGUUUUGUUUUUUUUUUGGUGUGUGAGUGUGUGUGUGUGUGUGUGUGUGUGUGUGUGUGGUCUUGUGAGGUUUUUUUUUAAUAACUUAAGUGGGAUUAUAAGUGUAGAUAGAUGUGUACAAGUACUAAGAGGUUCUUUUCUCAAAUACAUGAAUUUCUGAUUUUCAUUUAAGUCUUUCAAACUUGCAUUUUCUUGCUGAGUAGCAAAGGACUUUUACUUUACACUUUCCUAUGUACCUAAAAUGUAUGAACACUGCGUUUCAAUGGACUGUAUUGCGUACUUUUUGCUGAAAACUUUUUCCGUAAACACAAUUGCCUUGUUCAGUUUUGUUGUAAACUGACUUCCUAUAAGAUGCACUGUUGAUAUGCUUUCUGAUGUGUGUUGGAUAAGAGUGAUAAAAUAAAGCUUAAAAAUAAUAGAAUUGCA
Molecule: messenger RNA, 8017 nt
Organism: Jaculus jaculus (lesser Egyptian jerboa)
Lineage: Eukaryota; Metazoa; Chordata; Mammalia; Rodentia; Dipodidae
Gene: Uhmk1
Product: U2AF homology motif kinase 1
Exons: 8
Coding region: 1-1260 (419 amino acids)
Biological process (GO): peptidyl-serine phosphorylation; regulation of protein export from nucleus; positive regulation of translational initiation
Cellular component (GO): nucleus; neuronal ribonucleoprotein granule
Molecular function (GO): RNA binding; ribonucleoprotein complex binding; protein serine/threonine kinase activity
Source: RefSeq, a predicted model, not a curated record